Messenger RNA from Mytilus californianus (California mussel), 5893 nucleotides. RefSeq names its product ubiquitin carboxyl-terminal hydrolase 1-like. Gene Ontology annotation, cellular component: nucleus; cytosol. NCBI's taxonomy places the organism in Eukaryota, Metazoa, Mollusca, Bivalvia, Mytilida, Mytilidae. Gene Ontology annotation, molecular function: cysteine-type endopeptidase activity; cysteine-type deubiquitinase activity. The record is from RefSeq and is a predicted model, not a curated record. Bases 81 to 2633 code for a protein of 850 amino acids. The transcript is spliced from 10 exons. Gene Ontology annotation, biological process: protein deubiquitination.
CCAUGAUUUCUGAUUUCCGGCGAAUUCAAAAGUUUUCAAAGCUGAGAGCUGAGGCUUCUUAGCUUGUUAUUCAAGUUGGUAUGGUUGUAGCAGAUGCAGAUAGUCCUGGCCCAGUCAGGAAAAGAGCCAAGUUAUCAUUGAAAUUUCUUAAAAGAGGUUCAACUGAUUCAUCAACCAAUACCCCAACAUCAGUCAGUGAGAAGAAAGAGCCUUUGAUUGCUAGGGAAGUGAGUGAUGAUUUAACAGAGAAGAAUGUUUCUUUUGAUGGAGAUACCAGCAUUACUGAAAGUUCUGUUGUUCCUGCUGUUUCAUCUUUAGAAAAUUUAGGUAAUACCUGUUUUCUGAACAGUGUUCUACAGAUACUCAGAUUUACACCAAGAUUUCUGGACAGAUUAGAUGAUUUAUACCAAGAACUAGUACAAACAGAAAAGUUACAGAAACAAGAUAAACAAUUAAAGGGAGAUGAAGAUGAAGACUAUAAAACACCACAGACAUGUGAACUUGUUAAAUAUUUGUACAAGUUGUACAGAACUAUGGAACGACAAGAAGAAAAACACCACGACAUUGCUACAGAAGAUGUUAUGUCCAUGGCAAUCAAACCAGAGAAAAUUUUAGGUGCAAUCAGGGAGCUAAAUCCAAUGUUUGAAGGUAGUUUACAACACGAUGCCCAGGAAUUAUUGAGGUGCAUUCUAUGUUAUCUACAAGAUGCAGAAAAGGAAAUUUUUAAAUUGAAGAAUUCUAUUCAACCAAUGACAUUACCAAAUACCAACAAACUAAUAAAUCCCAUCAUGCAAAGUUUUUUAUCAGCAGGAAAAGUAGAGAUGUCAAAAAGGGAUUGUUCCAUUUCUCAUGCUGAGAAUGUCAGCCAAGAUUUAUUUCAUAAACCUUUUAUCUCCACUGAAGAAAAUUGCAAUAAAACAGAUUUACUUGAACAGAUGGAUGAAAGUGAAAGUGCUAUGACUGGAGGGAGUGUUGAAAUUAUCUCCCCUGAAAAGAUGCCAGAAUGUCAAAUUGCAGACAUACCUCUUGAAAACAAAGGAUCUGAUUGUAUAAGUAUUAAAAGGCAAAGAAAAAAGAAUUUAAUGAUCAAUGCAAAUAGUGAGAAUAUUAUGUGUAAUGGGAAGGAAAAUGGUGUAUUAUGCAGGUCUGAAAUUUCAGGGGAAAAUGACUCACAGAAAGAUAAUCAGCUAUCUAUAAUGGCUAUGUUGAAAGGAAGUGCUAGUUGUAAAAGAUUGGGUAUGAGGGGAGCAGUGUUGAAAAACAGAAUGAAUAUUAACAAUAACAACACCACUGAGGACAAUCUAAUAUCAAAUCAAGAAAGAGAACUGUUGUCCUGUAUUGAUGGGAUGCAUGGAAUUCAAAAUACAAUGGAGAUAGAUGAUGAUUUAAGUUCUAAAACAAAUAUUUGUAAUGGAGGAAAAUUUAAAGAAAGUGCUUCACCUUCCAAAUCUUCUUACAUCAGAAAACCUUUAAGUAACGGAUUAUCAGAUGCAAAAAUUUCGUCAUUAUCUGAAGGGUCUGUUAAUUUAAAAAAUUCACCGCUGAAAAAUGGACUUUUGAAUUUAAAGAAUUCACCUCUGAAAAGUGGGAUGCCAGUUAUUAAACUAGAAAAGUGUGAUCAUGUUUGUGAUAGUCCUAAAAAAUCUGUCAGUGCAGCAUAUGCAACACAAACAUUGACUCCAACAAACUCACCAAAGAAUAAAGUUCUCUCUGCUAUGGCAAAACUAGAUUUCUCUGAUCAAAACAACACAAGUGCUAAAAAGAAAGAUUUUGUAGAGAAAUUAUUCAUGGGGACACUGAUGUUAAGAACAAAAUGUACAGAAUGUGAAUUUUCACGAGAAAAAAUAGAGGAGUUCCAUGAUAUUAGUGUUGCUGUUCGGAAGGAAAAUAUUGAGACGAGUGAUGAUGAAGAUGAUGCCAAAGAGGAAAACUGCCAAUCAGAUGAGGAUGAAGACGACAAAGAUCCAUCAUUACCAAAGUUACUGGAGUCAUUCAGUGAAGUAGAAAGAUUACAGGGAGAUAACAAGUAUUUCUGUGACAAAUGUCAACACCAUGUAGAGGCUGAAAGAUCAUUGCAUUAUAAUGUUUUACCUGACGUACUGUCAGUUCAUCUAAAAAGAUUUUCUACAGUAUCAGGGAUAUUUGGCUAUAUGUCUAAGAUAAAUGACCAUGUGAGGAUACCGCUGUCAUUGCCUUGUUUACGACACAAAUGUCCGAGACCAUGCAGUAGAUCUGAUCAUAGGUACAGAUUAUAUGGCUUAAUAGCCCAUGCAGGAGUGACAUUGACCUCUGGACAUUAUCUGACUUAUGUACGUGUAUUUCAUUCUGUACAAGAAUCAUCCGGAUCUCAGGACUAUUCCUCUCCAUCCAGCUCCAAAUCUCCAGCCUUAAAUAGGAGCUCACUAACCUCAUUCAACUCUCAAUCUCAGAGAGCUUUGUCAGAGUCACCACGUGGAGACAAUCUGUCAAAGUUUGUCAAGAUUCCAUCUCAGAAGUAUGAGGAUUGUUGGCUGCAAUGUGAUGAUGAAUCGGUGAAAGUAUACUCUGAAGAAAAAUUCUGCAGUAUGUUGCAAGAUGGAUCUCUGUUAGGGACCCCAUAUGUUCUGUUUUAUCACAAACAAAACAAAGUUUAGUUAGGAGAUCCACAACAUACAUAUUAUACAUAGACAACAUUGUUUUGAUAAAUAGUAGCAGUAUUUUUAUCAAAACUUAAUAAAAAAACAUUGUAGUUGUAAAUUUACUGUCUUAAUAGAUUUGUAUUUAUGAUGUUUAUGUCUUUAAUAUUUGCUAGUAGACCUAGUUCAAUUGAAUGAACUGAAAUACUACAAAGUAACAUACAUCAAACUAAAUUGAAGCCAAACAUGUCUUAUUAUGCCAUUCUGUCUAAGGAUCACACAUAAGGCCAAAAAUGAAAUUUAAUUUGUUUGAUGUUGCCUACCUACCCACUUUAAAAGAAGCCGACCUGAAAAAUUUUAUGACAAAAAUCUUUUCAAUUUUUUUUUUAAAGAUUUGUUUCCUGCUCUAACUUUGUUUUCUUGUCUGAUAGAUGAAACUUAUGUUAAUGGCAAAAAACAAAAAAAAAAUCCCUACCUACCUACCUAACCCUAUAAGGCAUGGGUAGGCAACAUCGAACAAACAAUUUUUAUACCCCCGCCGUAGCAGAGGGGGCAUUAAGUGUUACCCUUGUCUGUCCAUCACGUCCGUCCCCAAAAUUGGAUUCUGUUCUCUAACUUUAGUUUGCCUCAACCAAAUGUUAUAAAACUUAUAUACAAUGCUAAUUACCACAAAACACAGAUCAAGUUUGAAAUUAGGUGGUGUCACUUUUACCGUUCAUGAGUUAUGCCCCUUUAUAAACAUAAAAAUUGCUGAAUUUUUUGUUUCUGUUCUCCAACUUUAGUUUGCCUCAAACAAAUGUUAUAAAACUUAUACACAAUGCUUAUUACCACAAAACACAGAUCAAGUGUGAAAUUGGGUGGCAUCACUUUUAUCGUUCUUGACUUAUCUCCAUUUAUUUAAGGGUGGCCUAAGGUAUGGUAAUUUUUCUGAACCAGUUCAAGACCAUUGUCAUACAAACAUGAUGUACUGUAACAUCAUUUCCUUUUUUGGGAUAAAAAUCUUUAGAAUGUAAGAAUAGAGUUUGAAACAACACAUAAAAUUAUUAGACUUUCAACAUAAAAUGUAAUCAAGAGAAGUAAAGCAAGCUAGACAUUACAUUAUGUGCAUUUUCUUUUAUCUUAUGAUUAAUUUUAUGAUAGAUCUUAAAUGGGUUUUAACUACGAUUUAGACAAAAAAUUGAAAUAUGAUUUGUUUCUGUUGCAAUCAUUUAUAAAAGCAGAAAUGUGAAAUAAUAUUUCACUAAAAGUAGUCAGUUUGGUUCAAUUUCGUCAAAAGGAGCUGAAAAUACAUUGCUGAUGAAUUAUUGACUUGAAAGUCUUAUGUAAUAAUUUAUCCUCAUUUGGAUCUAUAUUUAUUGGAACUUUAUUCGACCCUUACCCAGAAAUGGGUAACACAUGUUUUUAUUUUUUAAAAAGAAAAGAAUGUCAAUAGUGAAAAGUGAAAUAAGGGAUCAAGUUGGAAAAACCAUUUCAUUGCCUGAUUUGACUUUUCUUUCUUAUACAGGUACACACAAUGAUUUACUUAUUUUUUUAAUCCAUGACAUGAAAUCAAACAGACCUAGGAAAAUUGUUAUAUACUAUUGCACAUGUUUAUAUUUAUAUUUAUGUUGACAUCAGGUUAUAGACCAUCAGCAUUCUUCAAAGGUCAUCUUGAUGGUUAAUUAGAAGUGUCUAGUGUAAAAUACACACGAAAUGCUGAUACAUUAUAACAAGUCCAUGCUUUGUUAAUUGUUUAUUAUUUGACAUUUUGUAAUUUGGAUGUAUGUUUUUAAAAAGUAUGUUAUAAUUCAAAUAUGAGAAUUUGAGUCAGAUUGGUAAAAAUGAAUUAGACAGCUGAUGCUAUAUGUUAAGACAACUAAUAAAAUGCAUUUUUUAAGAGGGUAGAGUGAACUGGAUAUCUCAUUUUUACAUUACUUAUCUUUUUUUCAUUUCAUGGACUUAACAUGAAAACAUGCCUAGAUUCUAGUUGAAACUUUGGAAUGAGGACCAAAUGUCCUUUGAUGGUCCUCUUUCAACAUGCCAAGGAAUAUGUUUAAAGAAUAGUCAUAUAAUUUUCUUCCAAUAUCAUUACUUGCAGCAGUUAUAUAGAUAUGGUAUUAUACAAAUAGAAAUAACAAUACGUGUCAUAGGACACCAAACCCAUCUGCACUAUCAUGUGUCCAUGUUCAGUAAACUGAAAUGGAGGUCAAAAUCAUAAUGUGUACAAAGUUUCAAGUUGAUGUAACCACAACAUCAUGGUAAAAUACCUUAACCAAAAAACAUUAACCCCAGAAUGUCCUUAUUUCACACUUUUACGUUUCUAUGUUGAGUGAACCAUGUAAUUCACUUCAAACAAUUUUGGUAAACAAUUUUAAAAUUUAUCAUCAUAAUGAACAUGUAUAACUAAGAAGUAUCAAGUUGAUCUGACCACAACUUCAUGGUAAACUCCUGGUACCUAUACCAAAAACUUUAACCUGAUAAAGACUUCUGGACAAGCUGAAGGACGGACAUCUAGGCAAGAAAACAUAAUGCCCUCCUGCUUCUGUAGGUAAGGCAUGAAAAUGUAAAUUGGAAAAAAAAAACAUUAUUGGAAUGUUGCUUUGGCGAUUUCUUAUAAAAUUAAGAUGGGAUGACCAUGCAUGAUUCAAAAUGGUUACUAUAUGUUUAUGGUUGGAACAAAAAAAAAAUCACUGAAACAACUGAACCAAACUAGUUACUUUUAAAUAGUUUUAGUCAGUAUUAUACAGUGGUAGCUUGCUAUGUGGUAUGGGUUUUGUUCAUUGUUGAAGUUGUCUCAUUGGCAAUGAUACCACCUCUUCUUAUUUUUAUGAAGAUACUAGUUACAGACUCUCUGGAACCUCUGGUUUUGUUUAGAUAUAGAUGUGUAAUUUAAGGGUAAUUUUUUAUUAACUGUUUGUGUUUGUUGAUGUUAAAAACAUGUAGCUGUAGUUGUAUACUGUAUGGUGACUUCAUAUUUUUAAAACCCUUUAGUAAUUAAGUUUCAUUCAUGAUGAUGAAUCAAUUUAACUAAUACCUUGUUUGCAAUCUGACCUGGGUUAAAAAGAAAUUAGUGUCAAAUGAAGACAUAAUUAUUUGAAAAAAUGUCAAGACUAAAUGCUGGCCUUUGAUCAUUGAUUGCAUUGUUUUGUAUUUCUUUAAUGCAAACCACUUUUGAACAACUAUGUAAAUUCAUAUAAAGUGUUUGUUUUAAUUACUUACACCUUGUAUAUAAUGUAAUCUGUUAUAAUGUAUCAUAUUAGAAUAUGAUGGGCAUCAGUAGCAAUAAAUGUUACAUUUGA